This is a messenger RNA of Acanthosepion pharaonis, 1731 nucleotides long. Lineage: Eukaryota; Metazoa; Mollusca; Cephalopoda; Sepiida; Sepiidae. The record is from the annotation of a GenBank genome assembly.
AUGGCAGACGAGGAGAAAAUUAGUAAGAAUGAACUUAAGCGCCGUCAGAAGGCGGAGAAGAAGGCUAAAGAAAAGGCAGACAAGGCUGCAGAAAAGGCAAUUGCAAAGGAGACAACAAAAGAAGUAAAGCAACAUGACAAACUUAUUAGCACAGAUGAUGAGGAUAUUGACCCAAAUGAAUAUUUCAAGCUUCGCAGCAAAUCUGUUGCGGCCCUGAAAUCUUCUGAUUGUCAUCCUUACCCUCAUAAGUUUCAUGUCAGUGUGUCUUUAGAAAAAUUCAUUGAAACUUACCAGGGCACAGAACCUGGCACUGUCUUGGAAAAUGAUAUUGUCAGUGUGGCAGGUCGUGUUCAUGCCAAAAGAGUGUCUGGAGCUAAAUUGUUGUUCUAUGACUUGCGUGGUGAAGAUACCAAGAUUCAAGUCAUGGCUAAUGCAAAGUUUUAUUCAAGUGAGGAAGAAUUUUUUGCUGCCAAUGAGAAAUUAAGAAGAGGGGAUAUUGUUGGUGUCAGAGGUCAUCCAGGUAAAACCAAGAAGGGAGAAUUGAGUAUCAUUCCACUGGAAUUGGUUCUGUUGUCACCUUGUCUUCAUCAGCUUCCCCAUCUUUAUUAUGGUGUCAAGAAUCAGGAGACAAGAUAUCGACAGCGGUAUCUGGAUUUGAUUAUAAACAACACAGUUCGACAUAAGUUCAUCACACGCACCAAGAUCAUAAAUUAUAUUCGCAACUUUCUUGAUCAGAAAGGAUUCCUAGAGGUGGAAACACCAAUGAUGAACAUGAUUCCAGGUGGUGCUGCAGCCAAACCCUUCAUCACGCAUCAUAAUGAUUUGAAGUUGGAUUUAUACAUGAGAGUUGCCCCAGAACUUUAUCUAAAGAUGUUGGUUGUGGGUGGACUAGAUCGUGUCUAUGAAAUUGGGCGCCAGUUCCGAAAUGAAGGCAUUGAUUUAACUCACAAUCCUGAAUUCACAACAUGUGAAUUCUACAUGGCUUAUGCAGAUUAUAAAGACUUGAUGAAGAUAACAGAAGACUUAAUGUCAGGUAUGGUAAAGUAUAUUACAGGAGGUUAUAAGAUCACAUACCAUCCAGAUGGCCCUGAGGGAAAGGAAGUUGAAGUAGAUUUCACUCCACCUUUCCGAAAAAUUAAAAUGGUGGAAGAGCUUGAAAAGAUACUUGAAGUGAAGUUUCCUGAUGCGACACAAUUUGGAACAGAAGAAAGCCUCAAAUUUUUUGAUGAUCUCUGUAUAAAGAAGGAUAUUGAAUGUACUCCACCAAGGACCACAGCCAGGUUACUGGACAAGCUGGUUGGAGAAUAUUUGGAAGAACAAUGUGUGAAUCCGGCUUUCAUCAUUGACCAUCCACAAAUAAUGAGUCCCUUAGCUAAAUGGCAUAGAUCAACACCAGGAUUGACAGAAAGAUUUGAAUUGUUUGUAAUGAAAAAAGAAAUCUGUAAUGCUUACACAGAGUUGAAUGACCCUGUUGUUCAACGUGAGCGAUUUUUACAACAAGCCCAGGACAAAGCAGCUGGAGAUGAUGAAGCAAUGUUUGUGGAUGACAACUUCUGUACAGCACUAGAGUAUGGGUUGCCACCGACUGCUGGUUGGGGUAUGGGAAUUGAUAGAGUGGCAAUGUUCCUUACUGAUAGUAAUAACAUCAAGGAGGUACUGUUAUUCCCUGCUAUGAAACCUGAAGAUGGUCAAGCUCCAGCAGAUGCAGUUGAAAAGACACCAGCAGCCUAA